GACUCGUUGAUGAUAAAAGUAAUAAAUACAAAAUUCAAGUAAACAAAAUUAAAUAAAUCAUGUAAUCAAUAAUAUAUGACGUGAUUCGAAAAUCCUUCUGCAUACAAUUGUCUCUACAUGUAAUAUCGUAAUAUAUUAUUCUCUCGUCACAUGUAUAUUUUUUUUUUAAUUUAAGCGUGAUGUAUUAUCAUGCGUAAUUUAUGCAUCCAAACGGGGUCCAUUGAAAUAUAUUCUCAUAAACCAACUACACGUUGUCUUUAUCACUCAAAUUUUUAAAACAAAAUAGUCAUCAUAAAAGUGUUCGAAACAUUUCUCCGGUUGAUGUACAAAUUAUUUUUUCAAAAAUAAAAUUAGCCAUUAUUUUUUAAUUGUAAUAAUUUUAUAAUUUUAUAUGUAAAAUAUUUUUAAAAUUAUUUCAUGUGUUCAAAAAAAAAUAUCAUAAAAAUAAUAUUUAAAUUUUUCAAAUGUUAAUAAUCAAAAUUAUUAAUAAAUAAUUUUUCAUUCAAAAUUAAAAUGGGCAAAGAAUUAUUAUCAUGUCGAGAUGUUUUAUGGAUUCUUGUAUUUUGUGGUUUUGCUAUAAAUUACGUAUUAAGAAUUAAUUUAAAUUUGGCAAUUGUUGCAAUGAUUAUACCAAGAACAAAAGCUGCUGCAUCUGCUCAAUGUAUAACUCAAAAAAAUGAUAGUACCAUCAAUUUGAAUAACAACAGUAGUUCAAUUUAUACAUUGGCACAUCAAAAUUCACAUGAUAAUAUUACAAUUGAAAAAUUAUAUGAUUGGAGUGAGUAUGAGCAAGGCCUUGCACUUGGAGCGUAUUACUGGCUGCAUUGGUUGUCACAAUUACCAGGUGGACUACUUGCUCGUCGAUAUGGUACAAAAAAAGUUUUUGGUAUCAGUAAUUUAAUAACAGCUGUUCUAGGAUUACUCAUUCCAAUUGCAACUAAAUAUCAUCUUUAUGGGCUUGUUACAAUUCGUGUUGUUCAAGGACUCAUUUCAGGUGUUGUUUGGCCAUCAGCUCAUGAUUUAUGUGCAAAGUGGAUUCCUCCAAUGGAAAGAAGUAAAUUUGUCAGUGCCUAUUUAGGUAGUUCAGUUGGAGCAGCAAUAACAUAUCCACUUUGUGCAUUUGUUAUCAAUUGGUUUGGUUGGGAUGCUGCAUUUUAUGUGACAUCAUUACUUGGUAUUAUUUGGUUUAUUUUUUGGUAUUUUUUGGUUUAUGAUACACCAAAACAACAUCCAAGAAUAUCUGAUGAAGAAAAAAAUCAUAUUAUCAAUAAUAUUGGUGAUUCUUUGACAAAUGAACGUGAUGUUAAAGUACCAUGGAAAAAAAUAUUAUCAUCUGGACCACUUUGGAUUACAACUGUUGCUCAUUGGGGUGGUGUUUGGGGUUUUUUAACAUUCAUGACACAAGCACCAUCUUAUUUCAACUUUGUUCAUGGCUGGAAUAUAAAUGCAACUGGAUUAUUAUCAGGAAUGCCACACGUGUUAAGAAUGAUGUUCUCAUAUUUUUAUUCAAGUUUUAGUGACUGGUUACUUAGAACUAACAAGAUGUCAUUGAAUAAUGUUAGAAAAUUAGCAAAUUUUGUGAUGGCUGGUGGUGGUGCAUUACUAACACUUGGUUUGAGUUUAAGUGGUUGUCAGCCAACUUUAGCAAUUUUUUUUAUGAUGACUGGAACAGCAAUAAAUGGUGCAGUAUCAGCUGGAACACUGUCAAUUCUCGUUGACUUGAGUCCAAAUUUUGCAAGUGUUUUAUUUGGCUUUUGUGGUUUAAUGACAGCAGCACCUGGUUUUAUAUCACCUCUACUUGUUGGUAUUCUUACAAAUCAUCAGCAAACAAUUGAACAGUGGCGUCUUGUUUUUAUCAUAGCCGCUAUAAAUUUAAGUAUUAGUGCAAUUGUUUAUACAAUCUGGGGUACAUCUGAUGUACAAAAAUGGAAUGAGUGUGGAAAAGCACAGGAAAAUGCUAAUCAAGAAGAACUUGAAAAACUAAAACCAACAAAUAAUGUCAAUGAAAAAUAUGAUGACAAGAUAAAAUCACUUUGUUUAAAUUUUUUCUGCAUUCGAAUGCCAAGAGUUUUAAAUUUUGGUAAAAAAAUAUUAUUAAUUGUUGGUGAAUUUAUUGAAAAAGGAUGGAUGUCAUGUCGAGAAGUUUUAUGGUACCUUGUAUUUUCUGGAAGCGCCAUAAAUUACAUGUUAAAAAUAAAUUUAAAUUUAGUCAUUGUUGCAAUGGUUGUACCAAGAACAAAUAAAUUAUCAUCAACAGCAGCACAAUGUACUGUUGAUAAACCAUCAUUAUUUUCUAUAAAUAAUACAAUAUCAAAUGUCACUUUUCCAUCUUAUCAGUCAACUCCCUCGUCAAUGAACAUAUCAUACGAAGGCAGAUUUGAUUGGACAGAAUAUGAACAGGGUUUAGCUUUAGGUGCAUUUUAUUGGUCAUACUGGUCGACCCAUUUACCAGGAGGUUUACUUGCUCAAAAAUAUGGCACAAAAAUUAUUUUUGGUGGAUCAAAUUUACUAGCAUCACUGGCUGGACUCAUGAUACCAUUUGCUAUUAAAUAUCAUCUUUAUGCAUUUUUAUUAUUACGAGUUAUUCAAGGAGCUCUUAUGGGUGGAUGUGUACCGUCAAUGCAUGUUUUAACAGCGAAAUGGAUACCAUCAAAUGAACGUAGUAAAUUUGUAAGUGCCUAUAUGGGAGGCUCAGUUGGUACAGCAAUAACAUAUCCAUUUUGUGCAAUGAUAAUACAUUAUUUUAAUUGGGAAGCUGCAUUUUAUUUAACAUCAUUACUUGGUAUUAUUUGGUAUUGUUUUUGGUUGUAUUUUGUGUAUGACUCACCGAGUCAACAUCCAAGAAUAUCAAAAAUAGAGCUUGAUUAUAUUUUAGAAAAUACACCAAAAUCAUUGCCAAAUGAUGAAAAAAGACCAGUACCAUGGAUUGCUAUUUUAACAUCUGGACCAGUUUGGGUUACAAUAAUGGCACAUUGGGGUGCUAUUUGGGGUUUUUAUACUCUUCUUGCACAAGGUCCAACGUAUUUCAGUAGAAUACAUGGCUGGAACAUUAGCACGACUGGUAUUAUUUCUGGAGCUCCACAUAUAUUUCUAAUGAUAUUUGCAUAUUUAUUUGGUACACUGAGUGAUUGGCUUCAAGAAAAUAAAAAAAUGACAAGAACAGGUGUUAGAAAAUUAGCUAUGAUGGUUUGUACUGGUGUACAAGCAAUAUUCACAAUUGGUCUUGCAUUUUCUGGAUGUCAUUCAGUACUUGCUGUAUUUUUUAUGAUUACUGGUACCAUAACAACUGGUGCAUUAUCAUCUGGAUCACUUGCUAAUUUUGUUGAUCUUAGUCCAAACUUUGGAAGUGUUUUACUUGGUAUUUGUGGAUUAAUUUCAAAUGCUGCUGGUGCAUUGUCACCACUUAUUGUUGGAAUACUUACAAAUGGAAAUCAAACUGUUGAACAAUGGAGAUUAGUAUUUUUAAUAGCUGCUGCAAAUCUUAUUUUUGGUGCUGUUGUUUAUCAAACAUGGGGAACAGCUGAGGAACAAACUUGGAAUAAUAAUGUCAAAUUUGAUCAUGAAAUUGGAGAAGAAAUGCUUAAGCUUAAUGAUAAACCAGAAAAAAUUAUGAUUAUCAAUGAUAAUACAUGUUCAUAUUCAACAUCAUGUCGAAGUGUUUUAUGGUGGAUGGUGUUUACGGGAAUUGCUGUUAAUUAUAUGCUCCGAGUAAAUUUAAAUAUUGUCAUUGUAUCAAUUGUUAAACCACCAGAAAAACCAGCAAUUGAAUCAGAAUGUCGUGACUCAUGGAUAAAUUCAACACUCGUCCAUCGAAAUUCUACAAAACCAGAAAAAUAUUAUGAAUUUACGUGGAAUGAGUAUCAACAGGGUUUAGCUGUUGGUGCUUAUUAUUGGAUCCAUUGGUUGAGUGAAAUACCAGGUGGUAUAUUAGCAAGAAAAUAUGGUACUAAAAUUGUUUUUGGUAUGGGUAAUUUACUAGCAGCUUUGUUGGGAUUACUAUUACCAAUUGCAAUGUCAUUUAAUCUUUCUUCAUUAAUUAUCAUUCGUGCACUACAAGGUCUUGUUGCUGGCGUGUCUUAUCCAUCAACCCAUGAAAUGUGUGCGCGAUGGAUCCCGCAAAAUGAACGAAGCAAAUUUGUCAGUGCAUACAUGGGUGGUGGAAUUGGUAUUGCUUUGACUUACCCAAUGUCUGGAUAUAUAAUUGAUUACUUCGGUUGGAAAGGAGUAUUCUAUGUGACAUCAUUUUUAGGAGUAGUCUGGUUUAUAUUUUGGCAUUACCUGGUAUUUGAUACACCAGCUCAACAUCCAAGAAUAUCAAAAGAUGAAAAAACAUACAUCAUUGAAAAUAUUGGCAAUUCAAUAAGCCAAGAAAAUCAUGAAAAUAAUUCAACAGUUCCUUGGAUAAAAAUAUUAACAUCAAUGCCAGUUUGGAUAUCAAUCUUAUCAAAUUGGAGUUGUGUAUGGGGUUACUAUACUCUAAUGGCACAAGCUCCAGCUUAUUUUAAAUUUAUUCAUGGCUGGAAUAUUGAAGAAGCUGGUUUAUUAUCUGGUCUUCCUCAUUUAUUGACAAUGUUAUUCUCUUGGUUAUUUGCAAUAUUAAGUGAUUGGUUAUUGAAGACUGAAAAAAUGACAUUAACAAAUGUUAGAAAAUUAGCAACAAUUGCUUGUACUGGUGGACCUGGUUUAAUGAUACUUGGAUUAAGUUUUAGUGGAUGUGAACCAACACUUGCAUUUUUUUUUAUGAUGACUGGUAUUGCAUUUGCUGGUGCUGUUACAUCUGGACCAUUGUCAAAUCUUGUUGAUCUUAGUCCAAAUUAUGCAAGUGUACUACUUGGUAUUUGUGGUCUUAUUGUUGAUGCAGCUGGUUUUUUAUCACCAAUUUUAGUUGGUUUACUGACUUUUGAAAAUCAAAGUGUUGGACAGUGGAGAAUUAUAUUUAUUAUUUCGGCUGUUAACAUGGCAAUUGGAUGUAUUAUUUAUGGAUUUUUUGGAUCAGCUGUUCGACAACCUUGGAAUGAUUAUCAUAAAGCUAAAAGUAAUAAAAAUGAUGACAUUGAUUCGUCAGAUGAAUAAUUAAUUAUAAAUUUUCUUUUCA
Messenger RNA from Aphidius gifuensis, 5095 nucleotides. RefSeq lists its product as uncharacterized. The coding region runs from base 514 to 5073 and encodes 1519 amino acids. Gene Ontology annotation, molecular function: transmembrane transporter activity. NCBI's taxonomy places the organism in Eukaryota, Metazoa, Arthropoda, Insecta, Hymenoptera, Braconidae. Gene Ontology annotation, cellular component: plasma membrane. The record is from RefSeq and is a predicted model, not a curated record. Gene Ontology annotation, biological process: monoatomic anion transport; transmembrane transport. The transcript has 22 exons.